Drosophila ficusphila is the source of this 567-nucleotide messenger RNA. RefSeq lists its product as uncharacterized. The transcript is spliced from 3 exons. Bases 1 to 519 code for a protein of 172 amino acids. The record is from RefSeq and is a predicted model, not a curated record. NCBI's taxonomy places the organism in Eukaryota, Metazoa, Arthropoda, Insecta, Diptera, Drosophilidae.
AUGCUUCAACUGCUGACUUGGCUUCUAUUAUUCGUCUCAGCUAAUGCAGCUGUAGAUAAAUCUUGCGACCAUCGGCCAGAUGUGACUAGCUUGAGAAACUGUUGCAAGCUGCCCCCUCUGAACUUCACCAGUUUCAACUCCAAAUGCGGUCAGUACCUGCUCAAUGGGGUUCACAUUUCACCUUGCAGCUUUGAGUGCAUUUUCCGAGCAGCUGGUGCCAUAAACGGCACUCGUCUGGUGAUGCCAAACAUUGAGAAGAUGAUGCACACCAUUCUGGAGACCGACGAGUUCUUCCAGGUCUAUGUGGAUGGCUUCAAGAGCUGCGCUGCUGAGGAGCAGUCCAUGAUCAAAGCCCUGAAGCGCCGUCGAGUGCCCAUAACCGGAAAGUGUUCCUCGAUGGCUCUGAUGUACGGACUGUGUUCCCAUCGGUACUUCUACAGGAAUUGCCCGGAACAUGUUUGGAGCAACACCCCCGGGUGCAAUACAGCCAGGGAAUACAACAUUCGCUGCGACGCCUAGCCAACUGGUUAGCCCAAUCAAAUGAAAUAAAUCACAUAUUUCCAGCUG